AUGGCCAAGAUCACUCUCACUGUGGAGCCUCGGGGCAAGCCCAUCCGGAGGCUCCCCAAGACUCUCACCAUUGCACUCGAUGCCUCUGGUGAAGAUCUGCAUAACAUGAUCGCCGAUGUCUCCGGUUCCUCCGUCCACCGUCUGCGAAUCACCAAGGGAAGUGACCGCAGCGUCGUCCCCAACGCCAAGGACACAACCAUUGAUGAGACCGGUCUCCGGGAGUCCAGCGUGAUCCAUAUCAAGGAUCUAGGACCCCAAAUCGCCUGGCGCACCGUCUUUAUCAUCGAGUACCUUGGUCCGCUCCUGAUUCCCGCACUCUUCCUCUUCCCCCUCCGUCCGCUACUCUACUUCAACUUCGACACCAUCCCCGCUCCCUCCGACACCCAACUCCUAGUCUGCGCCCUCCUAACUCUGCACUUCCUCAAGCGCGAGUAUGAAACAAUCUUCGUGCACCGCUUCAGCAACGCCACCAUGCCCGCCCGAAACAUCUUUAAGAACAGCGCGCACUACUGGGCCCUUGCCGGAUUCAACAUCGCCUACUGGGUCUUCCGCCCUGACUCAGUCGCCGCCACCUCCGAGCCUAGCCCGCUCCUGCAAUAUGCCGGUCUGACCCUAUUCGCUUUUGGCGAGAUCUUUAACUUCAAUGCCCACCUGAUUCUGCGCGGCCUUCGUCGCCCGGGUACUACCGAGCGUGGCAUUCCCCAGGGCUUUGGAUUCAACAUGGUCACCUGCCCCAACUAUAUGUUUGAGAUCAUUGCUUGGUUGGGUAUCUGGCUCGCUAGCCAGUUGAACUGGAGUGUGAUUAUCUUCACUCUCGUCGGUGGUUUGCAGAUGUGGAGCUGGGCCUGGAAGAAGGAGAAGCGCUACCGUAAGGACUUUGGCGAUAAGUAUAAGAAGAAGCGCACUGUCCUGCUGGCUGGUAUCUGUUAA
This is a messenger RNA of Penicillium waksmanii, 930 nucleotides long. Its product is annotated as trans-2-enoyl-CoA reductase (NADPH) TSC13. The transcript is spliced from 3 exons. NCBI's taxonomy places the organism in Eukaryota, Fungi, Ascomycota, Eurotiomycetes, Eurotiales, Aspergillaceae. Gene Ontology annotation, molecular function: oxidoreductase activity, acting on the CH-CH group of donors. Gene Ontology annotation, biological process: very long-chain fatty acid biosynthetic process. The record is from RefSeq and is a predicted model, not a curated record. Bases 1 to 930 code for a protein of 309 amino acids.